Molecule: messenger RNA, 1458 nt
Organism: Oppia nitens
Lineage: Eukaryota; Metazoa; Arthropoda; Arachnida; Sarcoptiformes; Oppiidae
Product: putative serine protease K12H4.7
Exons: 4
Coding region: 59-1429 (456 amino acids)
Biological process (GO): proteolysis
Molecular function (GO): dipeptidyl-peptidase activity; serine-type exopeptidase activity
Source: RefSeq, a predicted model, not a curated record
GUUUUUAACUAUAUAUACAACAUUGUACGGCACACUAUGUAGCGGCCAAUCUGUCUACAUGUAUGGUAUGCGUGGACCACCCGUUCCCGACAAUCAUAUUCAAACAUUACCGGAUAAUUGGUUUGACCAACGAGUCGAUCAUUUUAAUACUAGCGAUACCCGUACUUUCAAACAGCGAUACUUUAUAAACAAUAAAUAUUACAAAACGGGUGGACCAGUAUUUCUGUUGGUUGACGGCGAAAAUGAAGGCCAGGACUAUUUUAUAACAGCCGGUGCAUUGGCCGGGUAUGCCCAACGAUUUGGUGCAUUAGCUGUCGAUCUGGAGCACCGAUACUAUGGCCAAUCGCUGCCCACUGAGGAUCUAUCGAUCGGCAAUUUGCGAUACCUGACCGUCGGACAGGCCCUGAAAGAUACCGAACAGUUUAUCGGUUAUUUGAACCGAAAAUUAUCGCUGAAUAACAAUACUAAAUGGAUAGCAUUUGGCGGAUCGUAUGCGGGAAAUCUGGUCGCAUUUUUACGUGAGAAAUACCCGCACGCAGUGGCCGGUUCGGUGGCCAGUAGUGCACCGAUACAGAUGACCUAUGAUUUUAAUCAGUAUUAUCCGGCUGUUAGCCAAUCGUUGGGUACCGAGUGCUCCAAACAAGUCAGAGAAGCGUUUCAACUGGUAGUGGAUCAGCUGAAGACACCCGACGGCUGGCUGGCCAUCGGCAAAGAGUUCAAAUUGUGUACACCAUUGAACGGUACUGAUCGGGAUUCUGUCUACCGAUUCAUGUUGAGUCUGAUGGAACCGUUUGCCAUUUCGGCCCAAUAUGAUGGCCGUUCACCAAUGGGUGUCCACCGAGUUUGCUCAUUGAUGAUGACCACCGAUAAUAGAACCGAUAAUGGAUCCAAAUCAUCACCAGUUGAUAGGUUAGCCCAAGUGAUGACUGAGUAUAGGAAAGGCAAUUGUAUUGACUAUGAAUACAAUAAACUAAUUAAUGUAUUGAAAGAUAUUAAGCCAUCGCCUCAAGCAAUGUUUCGCCAAUGGUUUUACCAAAUGUGUACAGAGUUUGGCUACUUUCAGACAACUGAUCACUCGGAUAGUCCAUUUGGACAUAACGUUCCCAUUGAUCAUUAUGUUAAGAUAUGUUCGGACGCUUAUGGCAAACAGUUUACCCCGGAUGUCAUACGGAAAUCAGUGGACAGGUUUAACCAGUAUUACGGUGGCGCCAAACCUGAAAACAUUACAAACGUUGUGUUUACUAACGGUGCUGUCGAUCCGUGGCAUGUACUGAGUGUAUUGACGGAUCUGAAUCCGACUACCCGUGCUAUUUAUAUGAAUAGUACAUCACAUGGUGCCGAAAUGUUGCAACCGUUACCCACUGACCCACAGGAGCUGACCGAUGCCCGGCUGGCCAUUGAAAAACAGUUGCAAUUGUUUUUGCAAUAAAAUUAUAUAAUAUUAUAAUAAUAAUAAUA